UAUUAAUAUCUCAUCGCACAAGAAAAAAAAAACUUUUAGGCUUAGCUCUCUCUCUGUGGCGGCUCCGUUUCUUCUUCUUCCACGGGACUCUCUGAUCGGCGAUUUGAUCUCUCUCUAGGGUUUCGAUCUGAACCCUCCCGAUCUACUAGAAGGAAGAGAUUAGAAUAAUGUCUGCGACGGCGACCCAACCUCAACAACAUGAGCAGAAGAAGAAGCAAUCGGAAUCUGCUGGAGAAGAAGCCCUGAAGAAGAACACCGAUUGCGUUUACUUUCUCGCGUCUCCUUCUACCUGCAAGAAGGGAGCUGAGUGUGAGUAUCGUCACAGUGAGUAUGCGCGUGUGAACCCAAGGGAUUGCUAUUAUUGGUUGAGUGGCAACUGCUUGAAUCCCAAAUGUGGCUUUCGCCAUCCUGCUUUGGGAAAUCUAGGAGGUCUUCCUGCUGGUUCUGUACCGCCAUCUCAAGCAGCUGCUCAUCCCGGGAUCGUGAAACAGCCGUUUCCGUGUGUUUUCUUUCAGAAGGGCAUGUGUGCGAAAGGGGAUAUGUGUUCGUACAUGCACACCCCGAGUGCUGCUGGUUAUAAGAAGCAGCUUCCUGUAGAAGCUAAGCCUGCUGCUACUGCUGCUGCUGUUGAUGCUAGUCUCCCAAAGGCAGUCAAAGCCCAUGUUGACAUGUCGGUUGCGCCCAGAGUCACACCUGCUCUAAGAGAUGGCAGAGGUGCAGAGGGGUAUAUUCCGAAGCAUGUGGGAUAUGAGCCUGUUGUGCAGAAAAUGGACGUGGGUGUUCCUUCUCUAACUGAGGGAAACCAUCACAAAUAUGGAUCUGAUGAUAGUAACAGUUUCCACAAUGGUAAGGACGCAGAUGACGUCUUGAGAGAGUCGUCUCCUGGGUUUGAUGUUUUUGUGGAUAACGAGGCUAGGGAUUCUGAGUAUUAUCAUGUUGGCGAUGGAUAUGGACGGAGGAGCCAGGAGGGACGGAACUCUUUGAAUGAGUAUGACCCUGAUUUUAGUGCAAUUGCUGAUGGUAAUAGGGAAGCGUUUCGUGAUCAACGUUUUGAUUCAUAUGAGCGGAGGGAAGACAGGCGCGCAUGGGGACACCGUCGAGGUUCUUCUGAGAGAGGAGAUCGUUUGGAAAGGAGGGGGGUUUACGGGGAAAAUGAAGGAUCAGAGAACAUACUUACAUCGGAUCUUAGAUAUCGCUUGGCUAAGCAGAGGAAAGUUAACGAUUAUGCUGCUCCCGAGUCUUCAAUGGAAAGAGGGUAUAGAGACUCUCGUAGGAAUACACCGAGGGAAAGCUCCAUUAGCAGGAGCCGUCUUCAGGGUAGAAUUAAGCUUCGUGAGAGAAGCAAUGACGACGAGGCUCACUUUGAUAGGAGGGUUGAGAGAGGAAGGGACAGAAGCGACUUAUCUCAAAAUAGACUCAGAGAUAGAAUUAAUGGUAGGUCAGAGGAAAACCACAGUGGUAAUCAGGAAAGAGAUCUCCGAGCUCCAUGGGUGAGAAGGAGAGAAAUGGAAGAGGGCUUUUCAGUUUCUAAAAGCAGCAAAAGAGAGGAAAGUAAGACAGAGACAUCUCUUGGGAAGAGAAAAAGCCAGGAGGAGGAUCACCAUCCUUCUAAGCGAUCAGGAGAUUCAUUUGCAGCUCCAUUGCCUUUCAGUGAGAUUCUCAAGAGGAAAAGAGCGGCUGCAUCUGGUGGUAGCAUCACGAACAAGGACCAGACUCCUGAAGAAACGAUAUCAAAAGAAGAAGCUGGAGAUGAGACCAAACUCAGUACAGAAGAGAAAACUGAGGUUGUGUCUGAACCCAAUCCAACCCACGAAGCUGGACUAGAAGAAGGAACGAUUAUGGAGGAAGGAGAAGAAGUGAAUGGGGAAGAGGAGGAGCAAGUGUAUGAAGAGGAGCAAGUUUAUGAAGGCGAUGAGCUAAACGGAGAGUACUAUUACGAAGAAGAUGGAGAAUACGCCUAUGAAGAAGGCGAAGAAGUUGCUUACGCGGCUGAGGAAGGAGAAGAAGCAACAGAAGGAGUUGAAGCGGAGGGUGAAGAAGACUGCUGGGAUGUUGUCGUAGAAAAAGAAGCUUUUGAAGGAGGAAAUGAUGAAUGAUUCCGACAAAAAAAGCUUUGCUUCUUCGGGCUUCUGCUACAAAUCUUGAGCAAAUAGUGCUAUGUCGCUUUUAUCUUCUUUGGCUUGACAGUGAGUUUUAAGUCGCCAUGUUUUUCCGUUAUGAUUUCUUAAAUUGUAACAGUAGAAGAAAAGAAAAGAACAAAUAGUAUAAGUACAAUCCACAAAUUCUAAAUUUUUUGUUUCCUUU
Molecule: messenger RNA, 2304 nt
Organism: Raphanus sativus (radish)
Lineage: Eukaryota; Viridiplantae; Streptophyta; Magnoliopsida; Brassicales; Brassicaceae
Product: zinc finger CCCH domain-containing protein 17
Exons: 3
Coding region: 168-2096 (642 amino acids)
Molecular function (GO): actin filament binding; metal ion binding
Source: RefSeq, a predicted model, not a curated record